This is a messenger RNA of Diaporthe amygdali, 2103 nucleotides long. Its product is annotated as cetoacetateligase. The transcript has 7 exons. Gene Ontology annotation, cellular component: cytosol. Bases 1 to 2103 code for a protein of 700 amino acids. Gene Ontology annotation, molecular function: acetoacetate-CoA ligase activity. Gene Ontology annotation, biological process: lipid metabolic process. The record is from RefSeq and is a predicted model, not a curated record. NCBI's taxonomy places the organism in Eukaryota, Fungi, Ascomycota, Sordariomycetes, Diaporthales, Diaporthaceae.
AUGGAGAACCAAGUCGCUGUGCCCCGGAAGUUGUGGGAGCAUCCAGACCCGAAGAGCACGUUGAUGUACGAGUUCAUGCAAGACAUCAACCGGAAGAGCGGACAAAGUCUAAAGACCUUUCGCCAACUCUACGACUACUCCAUCAACCAACGUUCAGACUUCUGGUCCCAUCUCUUCCAGUUCAGCAACUUCAUCUACGGCGGCACUUACAGCCGCGUGGUGGAUGAGAGCGCGUCGAUUGACCAGGUGCCACGAUGGUUCGAGGGCGUGCGCCUCAACUUCGCAGAGAACGUCCUGUACUCGCGGUCGGCCGCGGACCCGCAGGACCACCGCUCCAAGCUGCACAAGGAGGACAGCAGGGUCGCCAUCACCGAGAUCCGCGAGGGCGGGUCGGAGCUGCGCGAAUGCUCGUGGGGGGAGCUCAGGCAGCGCGCCGCGGCGCUGGCGGCGGCCAUGUACCACACCAAGGGGGUCAGGCAGGGGGACCGCGUGGUUGUCGUCGCGGCGAACAGCAUCGAGACGUUCGUGGUCUGGGUCGCGACCAACUGGCUCGGGGCGAUCUUCUCGAGCAGCUCGACGGAUAUGGGUGUCAAGGGCAUAUUACAGCGAAGUAUCCAGGUGAAUCCUAAGCUCGUCUUCGUGGACGACGCGGCCCUUUAUAAUGGCAAGAUAGUCGAUCUCCGCCCAAAAAUGAAAGAAAUCGUCGAAGGGAUGAAGGAAUGCGAUGCUCUCACAUCACUGAUCUCCAUCCCGCGUUUCAGCCAGCCGCGGGACAUCAACUCCGUGCCCAGGGCGGAGACACUCGCCAGCCUCCUGGCCAGCACCAAGCAGCCGGCACCAGAUUUCAUCCGCAUAGCCUUCCACGAGCCUUCGCUCAUCUGCUUCUCCUCGGGGACAACCGGGAUGCCCAAGGCCAUCACGCACUCUGUGGGCGGCCUGAUGGUGUCGUACUUCAAGGAGGGCCGAUUGCACGAGGGUCUGGGCCCUGAGACGGUAGGGAUGCAGUACACGACGACGGGCUGGAUUAUGUACCUCGCAAACGCGGGCCUGCUACUGUUUGGGGCGCGUUCGGUCUUCUACGACGGCUCGCCGUUCCAGCCCGACGUCACCGUCCUGAUCAAGAUCCUGGGCGAGCAGGGCGUGACCAAGUUCGGCACGAGCCCGCGGUGGCUUUUUGAGGUGGCGAAGGCUGGCAUGAGUCCGAGGGAUAUGGUCGACCUGUCCAGGCUGAAGACGGUGACUUGCACGGGGAUGGUCUUGUCGGACCAGCUCUUUGAGUGGUUCUAUGACAAGGGUUUCCCCAGGCACACGCACCUGGCGAAUAUCUCGGGCGGCACUGAUCUUGCCGGAUGCUUUGGUAUCUGCAACCCGCUAGAACCGCUGUACGUCGGGGGGACCCAAGGGCCCUCUCUGGGCACUGAUGCCCGUAUCUUCGACGCAACGCUGCCGGAUGGUCCUGGUAAAGAAGUGCCGCACGGCACGCCUGGGGAGCUUGUGGCCACGGUCGCAUUCCCCAAUGUGCCCUGCCGCUUCUGGAUCGACAAGGAGCCUGUGGCGACUCCGGGGUCGAAGUUUCACUCGGCUUACUUUAAUCGCUUCGAUCACGUCUGGGCACACGGCGAUUUCUGCUCGAUCCACCCGGUCACGGGCAACAUCACGUUCCUCGGGCGCGCAGACGGUGUGUUAAAUCCGUCUGGGGUGCGCUUCGGCUCCGCGGAGAUCUACUCGGUGAUCGAGCGGCGGUUCGCGGACCAAGUUCAUGACUCGCUCUGCGUGAGCCAGCGGCGGCCAACGGACCAGGACGAGACGGUGAUGCUGUUCCUGCUGAUGAAGCCCGGGCACCGGUUCGACACGGCGCUGGUGGCCGAGGUCAGGAAGGCCAUCGCGAGGGACCUCUCGAAGCGCCACGUGCCCAAGUAUAUCUUUGAGACGCCUGAGAUACCGACGACUAUCAACAUGAAGAAGGUGGAACUCCCGGUCAAGCAGAUCGUGUCCGGCCACAAGAUCAAGCCCAGCGGCACCCUGGCCAACCCGCAGAGCCUGGACUUUUACUACCAGUUCGCCAAGGUAGAGGAGCUGGUCGCCCCGAAGGGAAAGUUGUGA